This is a messenger RNA of Limulus polyphemus (Atlantic horseshoe crab), 1296 nucleotides long. RefSeq lists its product as uncharacterized. The transcript is spliced from 14 exons. The coding region runs from base 540 to 1163 and encodes 207 amino acids. NCBI's taxonomy places the organism in Eukaryota, Metazoa, Arthropoda, Merostomata, Xiphosura, Limulidae. The record is from RefSeq and is a predicted model, not a curated record.
GAAAUUCGUAUGAUAAGUUGAUAACUUAAGAAGAAACUUAUAAGUGAGAGUAGCUGUAAACCCACAUUUUGCUAAUAGCAAUACAAAAUGUGGGAAGAUAUUCAUGUUGGAUUUGGAGAUGAAACAGUUAACUUUGGCCCACGGGAAGAAGUCUGGACAGGUCCACAAGUUUUUGAAAUACAUACCUGGAUCACAGUUUCAACUAUAAACAAGGAGAGAACUACACCCAGUAUUUUCUGUGCAACAUCUCCUCAAUAUAUAGGCUUAGCUGUUGAUACUCAGUUGUCCUUGUUUGUUCAAGAAAGUCAUGAGCUGUUAGUAACAUUUACUUUUGACUCGUUGUUGACACUCUGACAUUUAGCGAAGACUCCAAGUUGUUGCUGGUUGGAGAAAGGGUUGGCUCUGUGCACAUUUUUGAUGUUGCCCAACAAACAAGAUUGCUUGCUGUGCCUCUUGUUUUGUGUGAAGAUGAAAGGGAAGAGCAGACGUUUUUGUCUAUUACUAUUACACCUGUUGAUGCUGAAGGUUGCAUAACUAUUAUGAUUUUAACGAAGCUUCAGUUAAUCACUUUUUGCAACAUAAAAUUUGCACAGCUAGAAGAAGCUAUUAAAUCUCAGGACCAAACAUUAAUGCAGAAGGCCCAAGCUGCAUUUCAGAAAGAACUAUACAACUUUCCUGAGCACUUCAGUCCCUCUGAUUGUUGUAGUGUUAUCAGUUGUAACAAAGUAGCUGAUGCAGUAGGGGUGGGUUACGGCCAAUUUGGAAUGUGGCUAAACAAGCAUCUUAAUGUAAAGCCUGAAAUAUUUUUGCCAAGCUCUUGUUUCCUAGGUCAAGGAGGAAAGAAAGUUCAGUCAUCCGCUGAUGGACGUUACUUAAUUGUUUUGGACUGUGAGAAAAAAAUCAACAUUUUGUGCAGUGUGACGCUAUUAUUGAUUGACAGCUUUGAAGAAUUUAUAGUGGAAGACUUUGAACUUGUAGAAACAAGUAAUUCUGAAAGUGGAGAAGUUCUAGAUAGUUGUAUUGCAGUGUUGACUAGACGGGAAGAUGGAGCAGCUCGAAUCCUUCAACUUUUAUCGUUCCCAUUCUUUGAACUUCAAUACUCCGUUAGUUUAUCAGAGUGCUCAAUAUUAGCUCGUGGCUUUCAGAACCAGGGACUUGGGUGAUGGUAUAUCUUCACUCAGAGUUCGAGCCGUAUGUGAAGCAUCACCAGAAACUCGAUUAACAAAGCUUAUCAACAAACGAAAAUUUGAAGAAGCUUUAGAUUUUGCUAGAAAAUGGGACCUUGAUUUACAGGUG